Messenger RNA from Penaeus chinensis, 1331 nucleotides. RefSeq names its product facilitated trehalose transporter Tret1-like. NCBI's taxonomy places the organism in Eukaryota, Metazoa, Arthropoda, Malacostraca, Decapoda, Penaeidae. The transcript is spliced from 2 exons. The record is from RefSeq and is a predicted model, not a curated record. Gene Ontology annotation, cellular component: membrane. Bases 3 to 1313 code for a protein of 436 amino acids. Gene Ontology annotation, molecular function: transmembrane transporter activity. Gene Ontology annotation, biological process: transmembrane transport.
CCAUGCUCAUUUGCGUGCCGGGCUCCGUGGCGGGAGGAGCACUGACGGAGCGCGUCGGGCCGCGGCGCCUGCAGCUAGCGUUGUGUCCGGUCCUCGCGCUCGCCUUCCUCGGGAUGCCAGCGGCCGUGUGGGUCGGCGCCCGGGAAUCGAAUGUCCUGCAAGUGGUCCUGAUCUUAUGCCGGGUCAUUCAGGGCCUGGUGGUGGCGCUGCUGUACCCAGCAGUCCACAUCUACCCGUGUGAGAUCGCUGACCAGCGACGCCGAGGGACGCUGGGCAGCCUCAUCCAGGUGUGGGCUUCGAUGGGGUACUUGCUGUGCUAUGUCUUGGGUCGCUACUUGUCUUGGAUUUUUCUAGCAGUUGCACUGCCGAUGGCGACGCUGCUCCCGGGCUUCUUAGGCCUGGCCUUGGCUCAUGAGUCGCCUUUGUGGCUAGCAAGGCAAGGGAAGACCGCGGCGGCGAGAGAAGUGUUACAGUGCCUUCGAGUAUCCGCGGAAGAAGUAUCGAGUGAAAUCUGCGCGGCUGGGCAGACCAAGAAGGGCAGGACGCAGUGGCAAGCUGUAUUCCAGAGUCCCCAGAAGAAAGUGUACUUCGUGUCCAUUCUCGUUUCCGUAAUGGUAUUUGUAAUGACUCAGUUCACGGGACAGAUUGUUAUAUCUGCCAAUGCUGUUCGUAUAUUCCGAUCGGCAGAAGUCGGACUAAGUCCCUCAUUAAGUUCCAUUUUAGUUGGGACAACUCGGCUAACUUUCUGCGGCAUGGGGUCCCUUUUGCUGUAUCGCGUGCCUCGGAAAACUCUCCUCGUUGUAGGAAACGUGAUGGCUGGAGUUGCCCUGAUUGCAAUUGCAACCUUCUUCUUCAUGCGCAGCAGAGAAUACGACACAUCUGGGCUGAACUGGCUUCCAUUAGGAAGUCUGAUGCUAUAUAUGGUCGCAUUCUCCACUGGCAUUGGGCCGGCGAGCUCUCUACUGCACGUGGAGGUGCUUCCGGGCCCCGUCAGAUCGGCUGGCAGCAGCGUGGCUGCCACCUGCUUCUUUGCCUCAAUAUUCCUGGUUACUAAAACAUUUGAUGACGUCGAGGCUGCAUACGGUCUGCACAGUGUCUUUUAUGCCUAUGCACUUGGCUGCGUUGUGUUUUGUAUUUUAGUAAUAUUUUGGGUACCCGAAACGAAGGACCGCUCACUUGGGGAAAUAGAAAACUUCUGGAAGCUGAAAUAUGAAGAUUUACAGACAGAGGCUACUAUAGCAUCAAAUCAAGCAUUGCUGCUCAAAAUGAAAACAACUCAGGACGAUGGUUCUCUGAAAGGGGAUCCUGUUUAAUUACCCUUUUAACUGGAA